Molecule: messenger RNA, 2457 nt
Organism: Patella vulgata (common limpet)
Lineage: Eukaryota; Metazoa; Mollusca; Gastropoda; Patellidae
Product: beta,beta-carotene 15,15'-dioxygenase
Exons: 11
Coding region: 316-1905 (529 amino acids)
Biological process (GO): carotene catabolic process; retinal metabolic process
Molecular function (GO): beta-carotene 15,15'-dioxygenase activity; carotenoid dioxygenase activity
Source: RefSeq, a predicted model, not a curated record
CGUCAAACCCCUAUUUCAUUUCAUUAGGUAAAGUGGUUAAUCCUUGCCCUAAUUACUCUAUUGUUUAGUGUUUAAGUUAUCUUGAAGCUAUUCUUCCCUGGACUUGUAAAUACUCUCCCAUGUUACACAUGUACAUGCUUGUUUUUAUUGUUUGAAGCAGGACAUCUAGUUAGUAAUUGGACACUAUAGGUUUGUUUACAGUUACUGUGUUUCUAUUGAUUUGGGAACUGAUCAACUAAAAGAAAUAUAAAGAGAAAAAAAUAUUCAGUUCUUCAGUUAAUAACACUGGCCAAUUCUUUUGUAUUCAGAGAAAAUAUGGCGACAAAACAAGACAGUAGCAUUCCACCAUGGCAGCAAUUUACAGUAGAUUCUCAACAACUGGAUCCAGUUCCGUUGGAAGUCAAAGGUACGAUACCAAGUUGGGUGAAGGGAUCUUUGUAUAAAAAUAGUUCUGGAAUUUAUCAGAUUGGCAGUAGUGAGCUGGUACAUGCGUUUGAUGGAAUGGCUAUACUUCUAAAGUUCAUCAUAGAAAAUGGAGAAGUGAAAUUUCAAAGUAAAAUAUUGAAUAGUGAAACUUGGGAAGCCAGCCAUAAAGCUAAUCGUUUGGUGGUUAGUCAGUUUGGAACAAAUGCUCUACCUGAUCCAUGUAAAAAUAUUUUUUCCAGAUUCUUCUCCCAUUUUGAGCCGAGAACGACGACUGAUAAUACGUCAGUUAGUAUCAUUGAAAGUGGGGAUCAACUGUGGGUAUUAGGGGAAGCUAACAAAAUAAACUGUGUAGAUCCAGAAUCAUUGUCUAGAGUUGAUCAGAUUAAUUAUGAGAACUAUGUAGCAGUACAUGCGGCUACUGCUCAUCCACAUCAAGAUAAAGAUGGUUCCAUCUAUAACCUUGGAACUAACCUCAAAUCGAAAAUGGCCUACAACAUUAUAAAGAUACCAGCUAAAGCAGAUGGUGGACUUGAUAUGGAGAAUUCAAAAAUUGUGGCGUCUGCUCCAUCCAGAUGGAAAUGGAAAAUCAGUUAUAAUCAUAGUUUUGGGAUGUCAGAGAAUUAUUUCGUUAUUUUGGAGCAGCCAUUUGUGAUUAGCCUUGGUCGUGUGUUUAUUAAAAAGUUGGCUGGCAACACCUCAGAAAAGUCUUUAGUUAGUUACCCUAAAGAAAAGACUCGGUUUCAUAUUGUUAAAAAAGACGGAACAAGGAUUGAAACAAAAUACACCAUGGACCCAUUUUUCGCGUUUCAUUUUUGUAAUUGUUAUGAAGAAGAGGACCAGAUGGUUAUUGAUAUGACUAUUUAUAAAGACUUGGAUUACAUGAAAAAACUUUAUCUUGACAGUCUUCAAGGGAAUUCAUAUUUUAAUUCCAAACACCCUCCAAAAUUUGCCAGAUUUGUUGUUCCUUUGGAUAUCUCUGGGGCGGAAGUAAACAAUAAUCUAAUCACUCUCGAUACAAAAGCUACAGCAGUUUUACAAAGUGAUGGAAGUGUUUUUUGUACGCCUGAUCUUUACAGUGAAGAUUCAGGUGGCAUCAUGAUGGAAUUACCCAAGAUAAAUUAUGAAAGCUACAAUGGAAAGAAAUACCAGUAUGUCUACGGAGCUAGCAUAUUCACAGAGAAAAACAUGAUAAAAAAGCUAGAUUUAAAAUCAAGAACAGUGAAAGAAUAUAACGAUGUUGAUGCUGGCAAUGAACCAGGAGAAUCUUUCUUUAUACCAAAACCUGGUUCAACCAAAGAAGAUGAAGGUGUUUUGUUGACUCUAGUCAUGGCCCACCAACCGGGAAGAAAAUCAUAUAUACUUGUUCUUGAUGCCGAGACCAUGACAGAACUGGCCCGCGCACCACUGCCAGAAAAUAAAAUCAUGCCAUUAACUUUUCACGGUUGUUUCACACAAAGUAAAAGUCAGACAUGUUGGUAGAGAAGCAAAUGAAGAGCCCCGGGGAAGAACGAUCUAAGACACUUUUUCAAUGAACCCCAUUUAAUGGCGCCAUCUGGUAGCAAAUUGUAUAAGCUUUCUGUGGAACAAUCAAUUUUAGGUAAAAACGAUCAGAGUCACAUCGAACCAAGGCCCUUCUGAAAUGGCCUCCCGGACAAAUAUGUCCAUCAUACUCUUUAUUUGACCUUAAUUUGACUGAAAAGUGGAAGUCCGUUGUUGUACUGGUAAUUAUGAUUCGUAUUAAACAUCAUUUUGAAGUUGUAAUUUAACCCAUUCGUUGUUCUGUUCGCGUCAAGCAUUCUCGUCCAAAAGUCUGUUUUGCCUUUUAUGCAAAAAGACAAAAAUGUGACUUAGAUCUAUCUUCCCCUAGCCAAUGAAACGGUCUGUAACGGCAAGUUUUAGGAGUGUUUGCAUGGAACUGUUGGCAACGCAGAUUGGUUAGUCAAAUGUCUGACAUGAUAGGGCAAAAAGCCGCUCGUAUGACUACAACUGGUCAGAUUUUCAUGUAGUGGAGGCCAUCGAAAAUAUAAAAAA